AUGGAGUUCUAUGAAAUCACAAAAAUUGUGCAGACUUUAAUUGAUUCCAAUCGUUUUGGGCUUAUUAAUAACAACCUCAAGUUCAUCUGCCCAUUGCAGAUGAAAAAGCUACUCAGUUUAGCUUUGGAAAAACACAACACAACCUCAACAGCCAACACCAUGUGUGGAAGCUACUACGGAAACUCUUACAGAGGCUGCGGCUAUGGAGGCUGUGGCUAUGGAGGCUGCGGCUAUGGAGGCUGCGGCUAUGGAGGCUGCGGCUAUGGAGGCUGUGGCUAUGGAGGCAGUGGCUAUGGAGGCUGCGGCUAUGGAGGCUGCGGCUAUGGAGGCUGUGGCUACGGAGGCUGUGGCUACGGAGGCCUGGGCUGUGGCUAUGGCUCCUGCUAUGGCUGUGGCUAUGGAUAUCGCUCCCACUCUCUCCAUGGCUGUGGCUCUGGCUGUGGCUACUAG
Molecule: messenger RNA, 450 nt
Organism: Prionailurus viverrinus (fishing cat)
Lineage: Eukaryota; Metazoa; Chordata; Mammalia; Carnivora; Felidae
Product: keratin-associated protein 6-3-like
Exons: 2
Coding region: 1-450 (149 amino acids)
Source: RefSeq, a predicted model, not a curated record